This is a messenger RNA of Opisthocomus hoazin, 1494 nucleotides long. The record is from RefSeq and is a predicted model, not a curated record. Lineage: Eukaryota; Metazoa; Chordata; Aves; Opisthocomiformes; Opisthocomidae.
AUGCUGGCGCUGUGCCUGCUGUCCCUGGCCUGGCUGAGCGAGGGCUCCCAGCGCGGUGAGCCCAUGUUUGCAGCCGUCACCCACCGCCUCCUCCCGCCUGACUACGACAGCAACCCCACGCAGCUCAACUACGGUGUGGCUGUCACGGACCUGGAUGCCGACGGUGACUUCGAGAUCGUGGUGGCGGGGUACAAUGGCCCCAACCUGGUGCUCAAGUACGACAAGGCACGGGGGCGGCUGGUGAACGUGGCGGAGGACGACCGGGGUUCCCCGUACUAUGCACUGCGGGACCGGCAGGGCAACGCCAUCGGUGUGACGGCCUGCGACAUCGACGGGGACGGCCGCGAGGAGGUCUACUUCCUCAACACCAACAACGCCUUCUCUGCUGUGAGAGCAUCCAGCCCCACAGCAGGGAUCCCCUGGUCCCCGUGGAGUUGGGUUUUGGGCGGGUGGGUGCUGAGGAGGUGCCGCUGGCCGCAGGGCUCCGGCAGGUACUCCAUCUACAUCGCCAACUACGCCAGCGGCAACGUGGGCCCCCAUGCCCUGAUCGAGAUGGACGUGGCUGCCAGCGACCCUCACGGACGUGGCGUGGCGCUGGGGGACUUCAACCGCGACGGCCGGGUGGACAUCGUCUACGGCAACUGGAACGGGCCGCACCGCCUCUACCUGCAGAGUGGGGGCCCUGGGCGUGUCCGAUUCCGGGACAUCGCCACCCCCAAGUUCUCCAUGCCGUCCCCUGUCCGCACCGUCAUCGCGGCUGACUUCGACAACGACCAGGAGCUGGAGGUCUUCUUCAACAACAUCGCUUACCGUGGCUCCUCCGCCAACCGCCUGUUCCGGCUUGUCCGCAGGGAGCACUCGGACCCCAUCGUGGAAGAGCUGAAUCCGGGGGACGCGCUGGAACCUGAGGGACGGGGCACGGGAGGUGCAGUGACAGACUUUGAUGGAGAUGGGAUGCUGGACCUCAUCCUGUCCCAUGGUGAGUCCAUGGCACAGCCAAUCUCCAUCUUCAAGGGCACCCAGGGCACCAGCAAUAACUGGCUGCGUGUCAUCCCCCGCACCCGCUUCGGGGCCUUUGCUCGGGGGGCCAAAGUGGUGCUGUUCACACGGCGAAGCGGGGCCCACCUGCGCAUCAUCGAUGGCGGAUCGGGGUACCUCUGUGAGAUGGAGCCCGUGGCACACUUCGGACUGGGGCAUGACGAAGCCAGCAGCCUGGAGGUGACCUGGCCGGAUGGCCGCGUCGUGGCACGAGCUGUGGCCAGCAGUGAGACCAACUCCAUCCUGGAGGUCCCCUACCCCCUGGACGUGGAGGAGCCGCUCAUGCCUGCCCCGCUGGAGUGCGGGCAGGGAUUCUCCCAGCGCAAGAAUGGACGCUGUGUAGCUCAAGUGGCCUUUUUUGGGGGAUACCCCUCUGCCGGGAGCUGGCCUGGGCCCCUACAUCAUGCCCUCCUCCCUCCUGUCCUCGGACUCUGCCUUUACCUCUAUGCACUUUAA